This is a messenger RNA of Girardinichthys multiradiatus, 6799 nucleotides long. RefSeq names its product alpha-1,3-mannosyl-glycoprotein 4-beta-N-acetylglucosaminyltransferase B (gene mgat4b). The transcript is spliced from 16 exons. Gene Ontology annotation, cellular component: endoplasmic reticulum; endoplasmic reticulum-Golgi intermediate compartment; Golgi stack. The coding region runs from base 839 to 2464 and encodes 541 amino acids. Gene Ontology annotation, biological process: protein N-linked glycosylation. The record is from RefSeq and is a predicted model, not a curated record. Gene Ontology annotation, molecular function: acetylglucosaminyltransferase activity. Lineage: Eukaryota; Metazoa; Chordata; Actinopteri; Cyprinodontiformes; Goodeidae.
UGUCAUCACUAACAGCCUCGUUCUCAAAUAACACCAAGAUUCCAUGUUUAGGGCAAAAAUUAGGAGUAUUUUGAGAUCAUAAACACAAAAUGUUGUGCUGCCAAAAAAGCAUGUUCCAUUCACUUUAGUUCAGUUUUUUGUAUAGCCCCACCAGUUCACUAAAACUUUCAUCUCAAAGCAGUGUUGACCACUAACAGUUCCUAAUUUGAUCCAGAAACACAAACCCAAAUCAAUUCAGUAGUCUAUCCAUGUAGAGAGAUUUACAUUCAUUCAAAUCAAGUUAUAACAGUGCACUUCAAUUCAGUUUAAAAUGUUUUUGAUAAAAGGUUUUCCUCUAAGGAAGCUCAGCUGACUGCUUGGAGUCCUCAACUUUAAAGCAGUCCCUCCUUCUGGGCGUACAGUGCAAAGGAACAGCUCCCUUUUAAAAGGAAGAAACCUUCAGCAGAACCAGAACCCUGCUCAGUUCCUGCCAUAGCAACAUACCUAAACAAAACUCAUAAAAUUCCUGAAUGGAUUUUAGCUUUGCUGUGACACCCCAUGAUUGUUGGUACCCCGAUCUGGGCACCUUUGCCCAAAGUCUCUGAAGACGCCCCUGUUGGACAUCUAGCAGGUCUUUGGCCUGGCUGUUGGCAGGAUCCUCGUUUCAAGAUGCAGGUUGUCUUUGUGAGCUCAUAUCUCGGCUCCAGCCCUCCCAUCCUCUCCAGUCUGCCGCUGCCGCUCCCAGAGCCACAUCUCCGGCUGCAGCUGUCUGCGUCGCUCCGGUCAUACCUACCUGCCUCCCUCCAUCCCCGCCGUCCCUCCCCCCUCUCGGUGCGGACAUGCUCCCGGGCCUCCGGAGAUGAGGCUCCGAAAUGUCUCAUUCCUGACGGUCUUGUUGUUCGGACUGAGUGGGCUGGUCUCCUUGUCCUGGUACACCGCCUUCAGCAGCUCCAGAGGAGAUGUGGUGGACAUCUACCAGAGGGAGUUCCUGGCCCUGAGGGAGCGCCUCCACUCUGCUGAGCAGGAGAACCUGAGGCGCUCCAAAGAGCUGAACCUGGUCCUGGAGGAGAUCAAGAGGGCAAUCGCAGAGAAGCAGGCCCUUAGAGACAUCAACCGUACCUGGAGCAGCCUCUCCGAGGAAACCAGGCUGAAGCUCUGGAACGUGAGCAGCAGUAAAAACGUGCUGCAGCUUCCCUCCAUCUUCCAUCAUCUUCCUCACCUGCUGAACAGAGAGGACAGUCUGCAGCCCGCCAUACACCUGGGACAGGGACGCACUGGAGUCUCAAUAGUCAUGGGUGUUCCCAGCGUGAAGAGAGAGGUCCAUUCCUACCUGACGGACACGCUCAGCUCACUGAUGUCCGAGCUCAGCCCCGCAGAGAAGGACGACUGCGUCAUCGUUGUCCUCAUUGCAGAGGCCGACCAGCAGUAUGCCAGCAGUGUAGCCGACAACCUGAAACGCCUUUUUCCAGCUGAGAUCCAGUCUGGCUUACUGGAGGUCGUCUCUCCGUCGGUCCACUUCUACCCCGACUUCUCCAAACUCAGAGAGUCCUUCGGAGACCCAAAGGAGAGAGUCCGGUGGAGGACGAAGCAGAACUUGGACUACUGCUUCCUGAUGAUGUACGCUCAGUCUAAAGGAACCUACUACGUGCAGUUAGAAGACGACAUUGUUGCUCGUCCAACCUACUUCACCACCAUGAAGAACUUCGCUCUGCAGCAGCCAUUGGAGGAGUGGAUGAUCCUGGAGUUCUCCCAGCUCGGCUUCAUCGGUAAGAUGUUCAAAUCGUUGGACCUUUCGCUCAUAGUGGAGUUCAUGCUGAUGUUUUACAAAGACAAACCCAUCGACUGGCUGCUCGACCACAUCAUGUGGGUCAAAGUGUGCAACCCAGAGAAGGAUGCUAAACACUGCGACCGGCAGAAAGCCAACCUGAGGAUCCGAUUCAAGCCGUCGCUCUUCCAGCAUGUCGGCACUCACUCAUCUCUGGCUGGAAAAAUACAGAAACUGAAGGAUAAAGACUUCGGGAAACAGACUCUGCAUAAGGGUCACGCCAACCCGCAGGCAGAGGUCACUACUAGCCUGAAGACGUACCAGCACUUCACCCUGGAGAAGGCCUACGCAGGAGAGGACUUCUUCUGGGCCUUCACCCCCGUUGCUGGGGAUUUCAUCAGGAUAAGAUUCUUCACACCUGUCCGCAUCGAGAGGUUUUUCUUCCGGAGCGGAAACAUCGAGCAUCCAGGAGAUAAACUCUUUAACACAUCAGUGGAGGUUCUACCGUUCGACAAUAUUCAGGCAGAGAAGGAGGCGUUGACUGAAGGAAGGGAGAAAAAACCAAAGUACCAUCGGACCGAGGACGGAUUGAUCCGGAUAGGAUCCUUCCAGAACGGGAUUGCAGAAGGAGAGGUGGACCCCUCCUUCGGGCCCCUGGAAGCCAUGCGGCUCACAGUGAUGGCGGACUCGCCUGUGUGGGUGAUCCUCAGUGAGGUAUAGCUCUAUGCUUCUGUACUUUGGUUUAGAAGAAUCUUUGGAAUUCCCACGAACCGUGAAGUUCACCGGACAUCUUACCUGGCUGGCAGUCCAAACAGAUCAGUGUACCGCUCCAGCCGCGAAUCCUGUCCACUCCUCCUCAAAGGAUUAUUUCCCUGACUCCUGCCGACAUUGUUCUCUGGAUCAGCUCUCAGUCCUGACGCGUCCUCUCCCUGGCGGAUACCGACGCCCCAUCAGUAGGCAUUACCUGGACCUAGUCUAUUCGUUCCAAGUUACUAUUACUUACCUCCGUUCCUUCCCAUCACAGCCCAGCCCGGCCUUCAUGGUGGCCAGAUCCUUGUUCCUGUCUUUAAAUAAAAUAAUUAAACGUUCUUUGUUCCUGAGUGUUCUCUGCAUGUGGGUCAAGUCGGCAAUCAAAACUAUGACAGAACAGUCAGCCAAGCCGGACCCAGCAGAGGCACUCCACAGAGUAGUGUCGGAUCACAGUCAGCAAAUAGAGUCUCAUGGAGCUACCCUCCAGUCGCUUCUUGAGCAGCAGCAGGCUAGUCAGCAAAUCGAUCAGAUGGCAACUAUGUUACAGCGUGUUUUGACUCCCAUGUUUUCCGCAGCCACCGGAGGCGCUGCCGAGGCCACGGCCGCCCGACCUCUUUCUCAGGUUCGUGAUGUCACUUCCCCUAAUCCUGAAAGAUUUUCUGCCGAGUUAGGAAAUUGUGGUGGUUUCCUUUUACAGUGUGCUUUGGUGUUUAACCGUUCCCCUCAUGCCUUUCCCCAUGAUGAUGCUAGGAUUUCAUUUGUUUUAGGGCUUUUGACCGGUAAAACGCUCUGUUGGGCGGAGUUGAGCUUCACCAACCCCACACGUUUUGGUUGUACUUUCGAUCAGUUUGUCUCAGAGUUCAAGCAGGUUUUUGAUGUGGCAGUGGAUCAGACCGCUUUUGCCCACCGACUGUGGGUCAUGAAACAACGUAACCGACCCCUGACUGAGUUUACUAUAGAUUUUCGCACUGCAGCGGCAGCUUCUGGCUGGAAUGAGAGUUAAUUAAAGACAGUCUUUUUCCAUCCUCUGGAUGAGACUUUAAAAGAUAAGUUGGCCUUAGUAGAUGAGCCGGAGGAGAUCAACAAAUAUAUAGUCUUAGCGAUCCAUUUGGACACCGGGAUGAGAGAGAGGAGGCGCACCCGUGUAGAGCGGGUUGUACAAAGAACCAUGCAAUUAUUCCCACCACGCUCCUCCGCUGUUCCCACAGCCACUAACUAUACUGACCCUGAGCCCAUGCAGUUGGGUAGGGCGCAGCUGUCUCCUGACGAACGGCAACGCCGUCGUGAGGCUCACCAGUGUUUUUACUGUGGUUCUUCCACUCAUGUGGUCUCAGUUUGUCCUGCUCGGCCAAUGGAGGGGGGCCGCCGGUUAUAGGGGGCCAACCGGCGGGCCGGAACUUAGAUCUUAAGGACCCUAGAUUUACAUUACCUGCCAAGCUAAUAUUAGAUCAGGACUCUGUGCCUUUAACGGCCCUGUUGGAUUCAGGCAGUGAUUUGAACCUGAUUGAUCAGACCUUAGUUACCCAGCUUCACUUAGAAGUAGAGCAGUUGCCCACGCCACGCAAGGUUCUGGCUCUGGACGGGCAGGCAUUGCACAGUAUUACCCACUGUACUAAGCCUUUAGAGUUAGUUUUAUCAUCUUCCUACACAUUUUCCCGGUCUCACAAAGCGCCCUGGUCCUGGUUGCGGGAACACAAUCCCCAUCUAAACAGGGCUGAACUCAGGGUAGACACCUGGUCCACCUGUUGCCUGUCAACCUGUUUAAGAUCAGCUGUUACCCCUAGAACUAAUCCUGCAGAGACCGUAGCUAUUGAACCAGCAGAUUUAGCCCGGGUUCCACCCGAAUACCAUGACCUUCGACAGGUUUUUAGUAAGACCCAAAAACUAUCGUUGCCUAGUCACCGCCCUUAUGACUGUGCUAUUGAGCUUUUGCCCGGGGUCCCGUUACCCACUAGUUGUUUAUUUAGAAUCUCUCAGCCUGAACGAUUAGUUAUGGAGAAAUACAUAGCUGAAUCAACUUGCUGCUGGAAUCAUUCGCCCCUCGUCUUCACCUCUGGGGACAGGGUUCUUCUUUGUAGGGAAAAAGGACGGCAGUCUCCAGCUGUGUAUUGAUUAUAGAGGCCUAAAUGCCAUAAUAGUUAAAAACAAAUACCCAUUACCGUUACUCUCCUCAGCCUUGGAACCUGUACAGGAUGCCACCAUCUUCACCAAACUAGAUCUUAGAAGCGCCUAUCACCUUGUACGUAUCCUCCAGGGAGACGAGUGGAAGACCGCCUUCAAGACGCCAGUGGGACACUUUGAGUUCCUGAUUAUGCCAUCCGGCUUAUGCAAUGUCCCAGCGGUCUUCCAGGCCCUGGUGAAUGACGUUUUAAGAGACUAUUUGAACACCUUUGUUUUCGUUUAUUUGGAUGAAAUUUUUAUUUACUCCAGGAACCUGGCUGAUCACCGCUUGCAUGUCCGCCUGGUUCUCCAACGUCUGCUGGAGAAUCAACUUUUCGUGAAGGCUGAGAAGUGUGACUUUCAUCAGGCAUCCAUCAGCUUCUGGGGGGUAAUUCUCGAGGGUGGACAGGUUCGCGCUGAUCCGGAGAAGAUCAGAGCUGUCUUGGACUGGCCUAGACCUGAUUCACAGCCUGGGUUUGGAAGGAGUUUUGUGCCGCCCUUGGGGCAAACAUCUCGCUGACCUCCGGCUACCAUCCCCAGUCUAAUGGUCAGGUGGAGCGGUUGAAUCAGGAACUGGAGUCGGCCUUAAGGUGCGUCACGUCAUCAGACCCCACCGAGUGGAGCACCUUUCUACCGUGGGUGGAGUACUCCCACAACUCUCACAUCUCGGCUGCUACAAGCUGUACCCCUUUUGAAGCCUCCUUUGGGUACCAGCUGCCCUUGUUUCCCGCCGACAACGAAGAGGCGCCCGUACCUACAGUCAAGCACUACAUCCGCAGAUGCAAGCGUAUGUGGUCCUCCACCACCAGGGCACUCCAGAGGUCUGCCGUUCUCAAUAAACGCUAUGCUGAUCGGCGACGUGUGCCGGCUCCCACCUACCGCCUGGGUCAGAAGGUUUGGCUCUCCGCAUGUGACGUCCCACUCAGGUCUAUGUCAAAAAAACUGUCUCCCAUGUUUAUAGGUCCAUAUGUCAUCCAUUCUGUUAUCAGUCCCUCCACUGUUCGUCUCCGCCUGCCUUCCAGUUUCCGUAUUCACCCUGUAUUCCUGUCCAUGCCGGUACGCUCUGCCCUCCGGCCGAGCCCCCUCCGCCCGCCCGGGACUUCCAGGGGCACCCCUCUAAUUCGGUCCACCAGAUCCUGGCCUCCCGUCGACGAGGUCGUGGGUGGUAGUACCUCGUCGACUGGGAGGGAUACGGUCCAGAGGAACGCUCCUGGGUGCCGGGUUCCUUACUAUUGGACCCAGACCUCAUCCGGGACUUCCUUGCAUCCCAGCGGGUUCCGCAUGGGCCGCAGGGUGGCGGCCGUUGAGGGGGAGGUGGUGUCAGGAUCUGAACUGCUGAUCAUGCCAGUAACCAGUUUCCUCACUAGGUGUCGCAGGAGUCCUGAGAUCUGGAGGCUGACAGGUGCAGCCUAUCUGGUCCUCAGCCACAGUGCAAUAAAAGGGAGGACUGCCAGCAUAUCAGCGGCUAACUGUUUUGCCCCAGUGGUAUUACAACCGGCUCUCCUCGAAUCUCACGUUUUAAAGUGUUCUUGUCAAGCCAAGCUCUCAGUAACCUUUGCCUCUCUUAUGCAGGUAUAGCUCUAUGCUUCUGUACUUUGGUUUAGAAGAAUCUUUGGAAUUCCCACGGACCGUGAAGUUCACCGGACAUCUUACCUGGCUGGCAGUCCGAACAGAUCAGUGUACCGCUCCAGCCGCGAAUCCUGUCCACUCCUCCUCAAAGGAUUAUUUCCCUGACUCCUGCCGACAUAGUUCUCUGGAUCAGCUCUCAGUCCUGACGCGUCCUCUCCCUGGCGGAUACCGACGCCCCAUCAGUAGGCAUUACCUGGACCUAGUCUAUUCGUUCCAAGUUACUAUUACUUACCUCCGUUCCUUCCCAUCACAGCCCAGCCCGGCCUUCAUGGUGGACAGAUCCUUGUUCCUGUCUUUAAAUAAAAUUAUUAAAAUGUUCUUUGUUCCUGAGUGUUCUCUGCAUGUGGGUCAAGUCGGCAAUCAAAACUAUGACAACUGUUCAGAUUUGGACACAUCCUGGUGGUUUCAAACCAGCCAGUGAUCAUGGGCCUCUUGGCUGCAUCUCUGAUCAGUCUUCUCCUUGUUCCAGAUGAAAGUUUAGAGGGACGGCCGGGUCUUGGUAGAUUUGCAGUGGUC